Messenger RNA from Verruconis gallopava, 1318 nucleotides. RefSeq lists its product as uncharacterized. Lineage: Eukaryota; Fungi; Ascomycota; Dothideomycetes; Venturiales; Sympoventuriaceae. The transcript has a single exon. The record is from RefSeq and is a predicted model, not a curated record. The coding region runs from base 20 to 1249 and encodes 409 amino acids.
CUUGUAACAGCAACGCAAAAUGCCACCACAAAGCAGAGGCGGUCAACGCCCGAGCGGAAUCCAACAGUCUCAAUCGUCUCCAAAUCUACCCACGGUGCGCGAACUAGUUCAGCAUGAACGCGAUCGUUUGCCUUUCGAGCACCAUGAGCGGAACAGAAAAGCAGGCCUGGCGAUGCAGUCCACAUAUAUUAGGCCAAAUAGCAAUGGCGCUCCCCAAUCUUCGGAUGACGAUGUGACGACUGAGGACGAUGAUGAUCGCCUAGUUGACCAGCGUCAGCAGCAGGAGGAGCGAAAAGACCGGAAAGAAGUGGAGAGGGCAGAGCAGGAUGAUCAAGAGCAAGAGGAAGAGGAUGAUGACGAAGAAGAGGAGGAAGAGGAAGAGUUUCCAUCAUUUGACGACGACGAAAAUGAAACAUUCCAUUUAAAUCGCUCGCACGCACAUCUUCCACCAAGCUCAUCGCAACUCUUUCCACCCUUCUAUAACCGGCCGCCUACUCCUCUGCCACCAUCUCCUUCGCUCACAUCUCUGCUUCGCCCCAGCUUCAGCACGCAUACAUCCCACCACACCACUCCCGAAUCCUCUGACACUGAGUCCGCAACUGGUGCGUCUGCAACAUUUCCGGGAAGCACACAUGCUGCCGCUUCUAAGUCGGCUUCUGCUCCUCGAGCUCAUCCGAAGGUUCCCACGUAUGAGUACUAUGGUUUUGCAUUAUAUCUGGCCUCGUCCCUGUUCUUUUUGAUGUAUCUGUUAUGGGCGUACCUUCCCUCUCCUUUUCUCCACCAGCUGGGUAUCUAUUAUUAUCCAAACCGGUGGUGGGCACUCGCGAUUCCGUGUUGGUUGGUUGUUCUAGUAAUUUGGAUUUACAUCGCCCUGCAGAGCUAUAACACCGGAACCCUGACAUUGCGAAUGGCUAGCAUUGAGUGUAUCGUCGACGAAGCAGGCAAGGUUGCGGUAUUGAAUUCAAAUGGCGAGAUUGUUCGGGAUGGGAAACGGAGCCGAUUCCAAGUAAAGAGGAAAGGAAGAGGUACUGAUACUAGGAAAUGUGGAGGAAGGAGCAGGCAGAGUUCUCUUAAAGAAGAGAAACGAGUUUAUGUACCUGCCGAUCUAGGGCCGGGCGUAAACUGGAAAAACUUAUGGAAUGAAGGAACGGAUGCGGUCUUGGACGUGCCAAUUGGGGGCGUUUGCGAGAUACUGUAUGCUCACGGAGAGAGCAGUGAUGGAGAAGACAUUCGUAAUCCUCUCGCGUAGAUAAUCACAUCUCGCGAAUUUCAUCCAAGAUCAAGCUGCGUACAUAUCGCAAUAUUCGUAAUUUUUGAU